This is a messenger RNA of Mesoplodon densirostris (Blainville's beaked whale), 1199 nucleotides long. Its product is annotated as protein CBFA2T2-like. Lineage: Eukaryota; Metazoa; Chordata; Mammalia; Artiodactyla; Ziphiidae. Gene Ontology annotation, biological process: negative regulation of DNA-templated transcription; DNA-templated transcription. The record is from RefSeq and is a predicted model, not a curated record. The coding region runs from base 21 to 1199 and encodes 392 amino acids. Gene Ontology annotation, molecular function: transcription corepressor activity. Gene Ontology annotation, cellular component: nucleus. The transcript is spliced from 8 exons.
CUGACAAAAGGGUGCCAGCAAUGCCUGGAUCGCCUGUGGAAGUGAAGAUACAGUCAAGAUCCUCACCUCCCACCAUGCCACCCCUCCCACCAAUAAAUCCUGGAGGACCUAGGCCAGUGUCAUUCACUCCUACAGCAUUGAGCAACGGCAUCAACCAUUCUCCUCCCACCCUGAAUGGUGCCCCAUCACCACCACAGAGAUUCAGCAAUGGUCCUGCCUCUUCCACAUCAUCUGCACUAACAAAUCAACAGUUGCCAGCCACUUGUGGUGCCCGGCAGCUCAGCAAGUUGAAACGUUUCCUCACCACUCUGCAACAGUUUGGCAAUGACAUCUCACCUGAGAUUGGGGAGAAGGUGCGGACUCUCGUUCUAGCACUGGUGAACUCAACAGUAACAACUGAAGAAUUCCAUUGCAAGCUCCAAGAGGCUACAAACUUUCCUCUUCGUCCUUUUGUUAUUCCAUUCCUCAAGGCGAACCUGCCUCUGCUGCAGCUAGAACUGCUGCACUGUGUUCGAGCCGCCAAGCAGACACCAUCCCGAUACCUGGCUCAGCAUGAGCACCUUCUGCUCAACACAAGUAUUGCAUCCCCUGCUGACUCUUCUGAACUGCUCAUGGAGGUGCAUGGAAAUGGAAAGAGGCCCAGUCCAGAGAGGUGGGAAGAGAGCAGUUUUGAAAGAGAUACAAUUCCUCCUGAGCCUGCUGCCAAGAGAGUGUGUACCAUUAGCCCUGCUCCCCGGCACAGUCCUGCCCUUACUGUGCCCCUCAUGAAUCCUGGGGGCCAGUUCUAUCCUAGUCCUCCACCUCUUCAGCGCUAUACCUUAGAAGAUAUUGCAACUUCCCACCUAUAUCGUGAACCCAACAAGAUGGUAGAACUUCGAGAAGUUCGUGAUAGACACCACAAUCUUAGUCUAAAUGGAGGCUAUCAAGAUGGGUUGGUAGACCACCGUUUGACAGAAAGGGAAUGGGCUGAUGAAUGGAAACAUCUUGAUCAUGCCCUGAACUGCAUUAUGGAAAUGGUAGAGAACACAAGGCGCUCCAUGGCAGUCCUGAGGCGCUGUCAGGAAUCAGAUCGUGAAGAACUCAACUACUGGAAAAGACGAUACAAUGAAAACACAGAGAUGAGGAAAACAGGGAGUGAGUUGGUCUCCAGGCAGCACAGUCCCGGGAACGCAGAUUCUCUCAGCAAUGGACCCAAGUAG